Molecule: messenger RNA, 1454 nt
Organism: Hippocampus zosterae (dwarf seahorse)
Lineage: Eukaryota; Metazoa; Chordata; Actinopteri; Syngnathiformes; Syngnathidae
Gene: tra2a
Product: transformer 2 alpha homolog
Exons: 10
Coding region: 164-1150 (328 amino acids)
Biological process (GO): positive regulation of mRNA splicing, via spliceosome
Cellular component (GO): spliceosomal complex
Molecular function (GO): RNA binding
Source: RefSeq, a predicted model, not a curated record
ACGUAUCAGUGCGUUUUGUCAUCGCUCCGCCCUCGCGCGCCAUUUUCUCGUCGCACAUCUUUCAAACCAAAACAUUCGGCAUUUUAACGUUUUAUUUCUUGUUUUUGUUUGCUUGUUUUGGAUAUUCCGGAAAAAAGUUGCUUGGUAGGUAGAUGACCUGAAAAUGAGUGACGUCGACGAGGGAGGUAACGAAAGACGGGGGUUUCGCUUGUCAUCUAAAUCCGAACACGGAAGUACAACUCAGGCCAAAUCGGAGAGCAGCUCAGGCUCCACGAGUCCAUCCCGAGAAUCCAAGCAUUCAGAAUCCAGAUCCCGCUCUCAAUCAAAAUCAGGCUCUAGUUCGAAGCACGUUUCUGUCCGACAUGUUAGUCGUUCACCCUCUCCAUCUCAUCCCUGCCGACGGAGAUCUCGAUCUCAUUCCAACAGACCCCACUCCCGCCGCAGGAAGAGCCGCAGCACUUCGCCCAUCUCAAACCGCAGCCCCAAGUCUCGGCUCAGAAGCCAUGAAGCCAAAGAAGCAAACAGCCACGGCGGGCUAGUCGAUAGGGCAAACCCCGAUCCCAGCAAAUGUUUGGGAGUAUUUGGCCUGAGCUUGGAGACCACAGCGCGAGACCUGAGGCACGUGUUUUCACAGUACGGUCGUCUGACUGCCGUCGACGUGGUGUUCCACCAGCGCUCGGGCCGCUCGCGAGGAUAUGCCUUCGUUUACUUUGAGAGACUCGAAGAUUCAAAGGAGGCAAUGGAGAGAGCCAACGGAAUGGAGAUCGACGGGAGGGUAAUCAGAGUAGAUUACUCCAUUACCAAGCGUGCCCACACCCCCACACCUGGAAUUUACAUGGGUAAACAAGCUAUAGAGGAUGACGACGAUGAUGGCGGCGGUGGUGGAGUUUGCCGUCGGAGCAGGGGUUCUUAUAGCGUUCGAGGCUAUGAACGAUGCUACGAGCGAAGCUACGACCGAGGCUAUGACCGUGGUUACGACCGGAGCUACGAACGUCGUUACGACCGGAGCUACGACAGGGGCUACGGCCGAUACGACAGCUACGAAGAGCACGACUACAGAUACAACGGACGCAGGCGCUCCCCAUCACCGGACUACGGGAGAUACAGAAAUUCCUCUUGGUCUCAUUCCUACAACCAAAGGCGCUACUGAGGUGCUGCAGCUGAUAUGAUCUUGCAGAGGGUGGUUUUAACUUACAAAUCUCUCAACUUCCACGGACUCAAAACUAUUUUUUUAAUUGUUGCCAUUCACCCCCCCCCCUUUUUUUUUUAUUCUGAUCUUCACUGUUAGACAGUGGGAAUUGGAUCUUCUGGUAAGUACCAUGUAGAGUCAGCGUAAAUCUCUGCUGACAUUUCUUAAGGUCAUCAUUUGAGUUUUAUGAUCAAACUGCCUUUUUGUUGUUUUGUUUUUUGGGUGGGGGCGCUAUAUAUGGAAAUACAACUAUGAACUCUGAAAA